Messenger RNA from Paramecium sonneborni, 729 nucleotides. The record is from the annotation of a GenBank genome assembly. Lineage: Eukaryota; Ciliophora; Oligohymenophorea; Peniculida; Parameciidae.
UUAAUGAAUAAGUCGAGGGAUUGGAAUAUUGUAGAUGAUGAGUUAAAUAGAAAGUUGAAACAGUUAUAAGAGUUAAAGUCAUCACUUGAUGAUUAAUCUGCUGAAUUAUUACUUCAAAAUAAGGAUUAAAAUUAAGGUAUACAAAUGUUUUUUUCAAAAUUAGAAUAUAAUAAUGACAUCAAUUAUUAUAAGGAAUUCUGGAGAUACUAUAUUCUGAAUGAAAUGACAAUAAAAAAAGUGAAUGAAUUACACUCUUCAAAUUAAAAAUUACAUGAAUUAAUUGGUGAUAUUGAUGUAAUUCAUUCUAGAGAUAGUAUAGAAAUUAUAACAAGAAUUGCAUUAAGCUUUAAGUUAUAGAUAUAAAAAGAAAAAUAGACGUACAUCUUAAGAGAUAGAGAAAUCUUUUGUCUGUCCCUAUGAAAAAUGUAAUAAAUAAUAUGGAAGUGAUGUUUCUUUAAAUUUACAUAUUAAAUUAAAACAUGAUGGAGGGAACAAAACUGAUAGAGAAAAAUUCGCUGUAAGAAAUUCUUUUAUAUUGAUUUACUUUAGAAAAUGAUCAUUGAAGCCUAAUAAAAUGGAGAAACCAUUACUGAUCUUAAUAUCAAUAUCAAAUUUCCUCCAGGAUACUUGGAUGUACUAUUUAUUUAAUUAUAGCAAUUCAAAACUCAAUUUAUAUUAAAUUAAUAAAAUUAGUUAAGCUAAGAAAGAUAGUCAAUCGAAUAAGAUUGA